ACAUCAUCUGGCAGCCAUUUGUCCCUCUCCUGGUCAAAAUAGUGGGAAAUACACAGACCAGAAUCCCCAACUUACGCUCUUGGUCUGAUUGACAUUGAGGAUCUAGACUUGGGACACAGCUGGCCCCCGUAUCCCCUAUGGCGGUGCGCAUAGCGAGGUCCCUCUGGCGGGCGACCGCGAUCCCGAUGCCAUUUCCAGAGUUGCGCCCUGUUCGACUCUUCUCGACUACCCCGUCACCCAAUGCGACUCUGAACCAGGUCCUUCGAGGCUGCCGCAAGCCCCAGCGCGCCCGUCAUGCCGUCUCUCCGGCUCUAUCCGAUAUGCACUGCCCGCAGCAGAAGGGCGUAUGCCUCAAGGUCGGCAUCACGCGUCCCAAGAAGCCCAACUCGGGCGAGCGCAAGACUGCCCGUAUCCGCCUCUCCAGCGGCCGUCUGAUCACCGCCUACAUUCCCGGAGAGGGCCACAACAUCCAGCAGCACUCCGUUGUCCUCGUCCGUGGAGGGCGCAGCCAGGACUGCCCCGGUGUCCGCUACCAUCUCGUCCGCGGCGCUCUCGACUUGGCCGGCGUCGCGAAUCGUAAGUCCAGCCGAAGCAAAUACGGGACGAAGAAGCCGAAGAAGGCGUCGGUCGGCUCCUGAGGCAAAAAAAAACAUUGGCGCGAGGGUCGAGUCUUGGC
Durotheca rogersii is the source of this 676-nucleotide messenger RNA. RefSeq names its product ribosomal protein S12. Gene Ontology annotation, biological process: translation. Gene Ontology annotation, cellular component: ribosome; small ribosomal subunit. The record is from RefSeq and is a predicted model, not a curated record. Bases 138 to 638 code for a protein of 166 amino acids. NCBI's taxonomy places the organism in Eukaryota, Fungi, Ascomycota, Sordariomycetes, Xylariales, Xylariaceae. Gene Ontology annotation, molecular function: structural constituent of ribosome. The transcript is spliced from 3 exons.